Molecule: messenger RNA, 6758 nt
Organism: Spirodela intermedia
Lineage: Eukaryota; Viridiplantae; Streptophyta; Magnoliopsida; Alismatales; Araceae
Source: the annotation of a GenBank genome assembly
AUGUUCAAGUUGAACAGGCACAGGCCUGGGAAAGCAGGGGAUAACAUCGAAUUCAAGUUCUCCCAUCUCCAGGUUUCUCAGGUAAUUUCACGUAUAUAGGAACGAGGCUUCAUGCCUAGGCUACGAAUUUCUGACGCGAAAUUCCGAAAACAAAUUUUAUGUUUGGGUUUUCUCGUGGUUUUUCUCUCGAGACUACAGUGCCGUCAAUGCUGGGGGUUUCUUCUUCUUUCCAAUUGUUACUUCUACUCCCGGGCUUGGAUGGGUUCCCUGGUCGUCUUCUCCUUUUAUUUAUUUUACGCUCUGUCCGGUGAGUUCUGUUCUUUCAAUGAACUUGAGAAAUUUGGUGACCUUGAUCAUGUUCAAAGCACUGGCCAUUUUUGGAAGACAAAAUGUAAGUAAAACACAAGAAUCUUUGCCGCUUUUUCUUUUGAUUACAUUCCAUCGUGAUCAGACGAAACACAUUGUUGAGUUCUGAGAAGCGAAUCUCUUUCUUUGGUGAUAGAUUCGUUGUCUCUCUCCCAUUCCUAUUAAUCUACCAUGUAUAAUAUAUAAUGGGUUGAUUAAUUGUACCAGGUUCCGAAAGGAUGGGAUAAACUGUUUAUUUCUCUCGUCUCUGUGGCAAGUGGAAAGACUAUUGGGAAGACUAGCAAAGCUCUGGUGCGCAAUGGAAAAUGCCAAUGGACUGAGGUUUUCUCAGAAUGCAAAUGUUUGCCUCAAUAUUAUUCUCCAAAAGAGCUCGAAGACUGUAUCUUCAAGUUUGUUGUUUCUAUGGUCUGAACACAAAAUCCUCUGAUAUCUGAUGUAUGCUGCCAAUGCUCCCUGGCUUCACGAGUUUAAUCAUGCCGAUCGGUGUUUGGCUGUAGGGUUCAACAAGGACUAGUAUUCUUGGAGAGGCCACCUUGAAUCUAUCAGAUCAUAUUACUCCAAGAGAUGCUGUUCCCGUCUCUUUACCAUUAACAAAAUUCAGUGAGGGUGCAAUUUUGCUGGUAAUACUAUGUUUUAAUGGAAUGUCUCUUAUUUUGAUUUCUGUUAGAUUUUCUUGUCUAAUCAUGACCACUUCACAACAAUCACGCAAUAUUAUACAUAUUAUACAUUCUACCUCUCUGUCUCUUGACAUCCACUGAAUUUUGGCUUUCUUAGUUGCUGAUUUUUUUUAAUAGUAUGGACAUAAUUUACAAAGCCAGUUGGCCGGCUGUCCAGGAACCUUGUGGUGAUUGUUCUUUCCUUUGUGAUUUUCAGCUCAGUGUUGAAUGCAUCACUCCGAUAAUGAAAUUCAGGUUCUUUAUUCUCUGAAGGUUCCACGAUGAAACUUAAAUUAUGUGUAUUAUUCCUUUUAUUUUAUUAUUUUAUUCCAUUACAUUUCUCAGGGAUGGAAGACAGUGGAGAGAGACAACCUUCCGCCAUGAACGUAUGAAUAUUGACACUGAUAACAUGGACGAUAAAUCAGAUGAAUCUGAUGUUGUGCUAAAUAGGAGCAUUGGAUCUUCUUCUAGCAACCACAUGAUUGGCAGCCCUUAUCCAGAUGAGCUUGGUCAUAAGGUGGGAUUCUCUCCUGUCCAAUUAACAGUACUGUUUCCCUAGAAAAAGAUUUCGAAUUCGCUACAAGCCUUUACUUAAUUGUUUUAACUAGGAUUAGCAGAUGAAUCACAGAAACUUACAUUUCUCAUGUUCUUCCUCGGCUAUCUGUGGAAGUCGUGACCCUUUAUUUUGGUUUCAUUCAGCUUUGAAGCCGUGUAUCAUUUCCACAUCUGAGAAAAAUAUUCUACCCAAAAAUUAAGUUCAUGAUCAUCCAAAAUUGCUGUCGCAAGUCGUAACCCAUCCUAUGACCUUCUUGGGAUAUCUGCACCAUCCAAAUAAUGCUGAUCUGGCUGUUCCUUGCUUCUUGAAAAAUAAUGAGUUGGAAAAACCGUACGUUGAAUUCAUUGAGUUUUAUGGUAAAAACAUAUGCUUCCAUUUUACUCACAAUUAUUUGAUUUAGAAUUAAAUGACCUGAUUCCAUCUCAAUGUACCAGACCGUUAGAUAUUUCUUGGUCAAUGCACUCCAUUUGUGCUGUCUACAUGGUAGAGUAAUCCGAAAGCCGGUCUGCUCGUGACAAGGGAUGCUAUAAUGAUCUGAUAUCAAGUGAGUCAUAAUCUGAGACUAAAUCUUUGUGCCUAAUCCUCUGGCCGCCAGUUGUUUCUGGGGUGGACAGUCCAAUUCUUUCAUAAGAGUUUCUCAGUAAUGUCGUAGAUUAGCUUAAUGGUUUCAGUUUCACGAGGGUUUCUCUAUCACCUAGGAAAAAUUGAGCAUUUUUGAAGAAAACUUUCAUGAUUUUUUAGCUUAUCUGGUUAGUCACAUGCAACUAGACUCUGAAACGAAGACACUGUUUGCUUUAUUUCAUAAUGCUUCUCCCCACGGCUCAUAUUGUUCUACACGGCAUCAUCAUCUAGUAUCAUAAUAUUAUGCUGUGACUAAUUAGUGGGGUGAUAUUAUGCACAUACUCUUUGUUAAAACCUUGUUCUUCAAGUUCAAUGAACAAAAAGAAUGGUCCAUUAAUGGAUUUCACACUCAGAAGUGUGGAUUUUACACACUGUGUUCUUCUUUCUUCAGGACAUGAAUCUCUCAGCAUCAGGUUCCCAUCGAAGCUCGGACUCAGGAGAGAGUUUCAUAGGGAGGACAAAACUUUCUCCCAUGAACAGUCAGAGUGGAGCGUAUUCUCAAAUUCUGAGGCAAGACUCCUCUGGCUCUCAAUGCAGCUCUGCUUGUGCUGCCACAGAGGAUGCUUCCAGAUCAACUUCUUCGCUCUUAAACUCAAAGGGGGCUGGCCCAAAUCGUUGGCAAGAUCGAAAUGGAGAUCCUUCAAAGGAACUCCUCGAGGCUGCCCAAGAAACAAUCGAGGAGCUCCGAGGAGAGGCCAGGUUGUGGGAGAGGAAUGCGCGGAAGCUGAAGGCUGAUCUUGAAGCACUGAGGAAAGAAUCCAGCGAUCAAUCAAGGCAUCAGGAAGAUGUUGAGAUGGGGCUCAAAGAUGCCCACAUGGAAAUAGACAACCUGAAGUCGGAGAUUGAACGGCUGAGGUCAUCAAUGAAGGACUUCCAGGCAACAGAGGCUGUUUCGAGGUCUAAAUUUCUCCAAGAAGGUCAGAUCCACAGGCAGAAGGAGCUGGAGGACGAGCUGAGAUUUCACAAGGAAUCUAAUGCCAGUUUAUCUCUGCAGUUAAAGAAAACUCAGGAGUCCAACCUUGAACUGGUUUCCAUUCUCCAGGAGCUAGAAGACACCAUUGAGAAGCAGAGGCUGGAGAUUACAAGCUUCUCCGAGGGAACGUUUGGGCGUAAGAGAUCCUCAGAAGAUGAACACAUGGUAGAUUUGGCGAAGAAAUCACCUGAUUUCGAAGAUCCUCGGGGCACGAGUCAAGGAUCCGGCAGCGGAAAUGCCCCAGACCUCACAAGAGAGAUAAAUACUUUAAAGGCUAAAAUUCAGGAGCUGGAAAGGGAGUGUACUGAACUUACUGAAGAAAACCUUGGACUUAUGAUCAAGAUGAAGGAACCAAAGAAGGAUAUUGUCAAAAACGAAAUCUCUCUUGGGUGUACACCUCAGAUAUUUCUUGGUAAAUUUUCUUCCAGCGAUCCUGGAUCAGACAUUUUUCAAUAUAUGACAAAAGUGCAUCAGGCGGCAGAGGGGUUGGUGAGCAAGGAGGUCGGAGCUGGGCCCCCCAGUGAACCCUCUGUCAUCCUAUUCAAAGACCUUGAGAAGAAAUGUGCUGAUCUUGAGGUUGAACUGCAGGAAUUUAAAGACACAGCUUCCAAUCUCAGCGCAAAAUUAUGUGAGAGUCAAAAGGAGGUGGAGAAGAAAAGUCUUGAAUUGAACGAUAUUAGAAAAAAGAUGAAAGAGUAUGGACAGCAAGAUUGCUUUUCAGAAAUCUCGACUGUAUUACCCGCAAUAUAUGAUCAAGUGCGCCUCUCUCUAUUGCAUAUGAGAAGCUUUCCACUGUCAAAUAUAAAUACAGAAACUGAACUUAGUCUCGACUUAAUUCCCUGCGACAUAGAUUCGGUCAGUCAGAAAGAUCAGGAAGAGAUCAUUAUGAGAAGCUUAAGUCUGUUGAGUAAUCUACUGGAGACAAAAAAUUGUCAAUGCAAAGACAUGUUUCAAGGUGGAAACUUAGAGAUCGGACAAAAAAAUAAGAGUUCAUGGGAAACCCACGGGCAGAUAAAAGGCUGUGUAUCAAAUGAAGAAGAAGGAAGCUUCACAAGGGAGCUCGAGUCCGGAAGUAGGCACCUCAAUGUGGAUCUACUGGGUUGCAUGUCCGACAUGGAAGAAAUGAAAGCCAGAAUCUCAUUGAAAGAAGGUGAGAUUGACAUUCAAAGUCGUACGAAACAGGAAUUGGAAGAUCUGUUUUCUGGUAUUCAAGACGAGAAAAGUAAAUUGGUGGAAGAUUUGGGAAUCGCACUGACAGAUAAUAAUAUUUCUUCUAAAUGCUUGGAAGAUAUGAAUAAGGAGAUUCAGAAACUCAACACCAGCAUGGAUUCACAUAUAUUGGCUAAAAAAUUACUUGAAAGGAAGUCACAAGAGCUUGAAAAGGGCAAGCAUGAACUAGAACUCCAUAUAACAGAGCUGGAAAAGGAAAAUGUAGGGCUAUCCGAACGUAUAUCUGGCCUGGAAGCCCAGUUACGUUAUUUGACAAAUGCCAAGGAGUCUAGUAGAUUGGAGUUGGAGAACUCUAGACAUCUUGUGAUGAACCUCAGGGAUGAGAUUCAGACCUUGGGCACUGAUAUGGAGAAAGAAAAAGAGGAGCUACAUCAAAAGUUGCAAGCUGCACAAGGACGGUUGACAGAGGCAGUAGAAGAGACAGAGUAUCUAAAGAGAUCUCAUUCCAAAUUACAAGUAACAGUUGAAAGCCUCAUUGAAGAAUGUAGUUCCCUACAAAGAUUAACCAGCGACUUGAAAAAGCAGAAACUGGAGUUGCACGAUCAUUCUACCCUCCUAGAGGUCCAAUUGAACGAAUCCGAAAAAAAGAAUGCCGAUUUCAGUAAUAAACUUGAGAUAUUUGAGACGAAACUUUCAAUGCUGCAGAAAGACGCUAGUUUUAAGGAAAGAUCACUCCUUUCUGAAGUGGAGACUAUGUUUCAAAAGCAGAAGGAACAUGAAGAGAAGCUCAGCCAAGCAAAUGACCUACUAAAUCAGAUGGAACUUGAAAAGGGAGCCGAACUAGAGAACCUCAAGCGGGAGAUCGCACACUUGACUGCGCAGCUAUCUUUGAAUCAUAAUGAAGACGAAACAGUUACUUCAGAUGGUAUAGAAGUGUCCGAAUUGCGAGCAGAUAAAGUGAAAUUGGAAAACAGUCUUCAAGAGAUCCAAUCUAAGGCUAAAUCAUAUGAAAUGCAGAUACAAAGUAUCAGGCAAGAGUUUGGCAGUAACACACAGAGUUUGAUUGGUCUUCUCAAUGCAUCGAAGGAGAGUGAAGACAUGUUGAUGGCUGACAUUGGGCAUAUGAAGAGGCAAAUGGAGAAGAUGAAGUCUGAGGAAGAAAAGGUUAAAAAGUUAGCCAAUGAGCUUGAGUUGAAGCUUAAAUCAUCUGAAUAUGAGAAGCAGCAGCUACUAGAGGAGGUCUCCAAUCUGAAGGUUCAGCUGACGAAGAUAACCCAGCUUCAAGAUGAAGUGACAGUCCUGAAGGGCUCCCUUGAUGAAGAAAAGUUUAAAAAGACUAAACUAGAACAAUCGCUGCAUGUGAUAUCUGAAGAGUGCGAGAAAUUAAAAGCGGAGAACAGUUCAUGCAAGGAGAAGAUUUCUACGAUGCAGAAAGCCUUAUUUGGUCUGGAAGGUGAUAGGCGUACCAGGGUUGCCUUGGAAGAAAAGCUUUUGAGAUUAGAAUGCGAUCUAAAUGCAAAGGAAGCGUUGCAUGCUCAAGAAAUGGAGCUGAAGAACGAACUAAGCCGGAUGAAGAGAUCAAACAGCCAGUAUCAACGAAAGAUGCAGUGCAUUGAGGAAGAAAGGGAUGAACUCACCAGAAAAGUCCAAGUGCUUGAGAAGGAUCUCAGAUCAAACAAAACUGAGAGUGAAGACGGAGAAAGGCUUCCAGCUGUGGUAGGCAUCAAAUGCUGUUCUGUAUUCGACGUAAUUAUGCAAAUUAUUCAUGAGAAGCAGAGUACCGAGCUUUUGCUUCUUUAAUAUUCGAGAUGUUUUUCGUCUAUUGCAUGGUUAUUGAAUCUAAAUCUCAAUCUAGGAUCACAGUCACCAUCAGUGUUAUUGCAGCUUUUUGCAUGGCCAAGCGAUAGAGUGAAUCAUUCAAUCUUAUUGAUCUUUUACCAUCUUCAGGCCGAUAAAAGUCUACCCCAUAAUAUGGAGAGGUCACAGAGUGUGAACAUGGAUGAUCUGCAGGCAAAGAUCAUCCCCCUUCAAACUGAACUUGCCGAGGCUUUGGAGACGAAUAACGUGUAUAAAGAGCAACUCAAACGGUAAGUUCUAAAUAUGAACCAUAAUAUGAUUCCCACUCCAUACAUCUUGAGAUCGUAUACGCUUCACGCCAGAUGACUAAUCUAUUGACGUAAUGCGGUCGUGUAGACUCCUCGCCGAGAAAGAAGCCAACGCUGAGAACGCAUCCAAGAAUUCUGCAGCAGAAGCCGCGCAAGUCGGAGGGCGCGACGACCGGCUCGAGACCGAGUUGAAGGAGAUGCGUGAGCGUUACCUUCAGAUGAGCCUCCGAUACGCAGAGGUCGAGGCUCAGAGAGAAGACCUGGUGAUGAAGCUCAAGUCUACCAAGAAAGAGAAGAGGUGGUUCUCCUGA